Molecule: messenger RNA, 1350 nt
Organism: Seminavis robusta
Lineage: Eukaryota; Bacillariophyta; Bacillariophyceae; Naviculales; Naviculaceae
Source: the annotation of a GenBank genome assembly
AUGACACCCAUGUUGUCCGACACCAUCAACAACGACGCCAACAAUGACGAUGAGUUGACUCUCAUUCUGAAUCGCAAGAAUGCUGUUCAAAUCCAAUUACAGAACAUGACGUUUGACUAUCCGAGAUGGACGGAAGCAUUGGACCAGAAUCGGACCCUUGUUCACGUCACUAUCGCCGUGUCUCUACGAGCUCUUGCUACCAAUCCAACUGUCUUGCAGUUCUUUCGAGCCAUUGGAAAGCUUCCUCGAUUGCAAAAGUUGGAAUUUCGAGGAGGAACCUCGUGUUGUCACUGGAGAUUCCCAUGGCAAAUAUUGACAAAAGGUUGUCUACUAUUACACGAUGAUGUACAGCAUGAUGACAAUGAAUCAUCUAAUGAGCAGCACCAGCAGUCAGUGCUCCACACGUUGCACAUUCAAGACGUGGAGUUCAGCAGCGGCAAACAUCAGGAAGAAAUUACAGAGUUGGCCCAAUGCAUCUCGUCUCUACCGAGUCUCAAGAAGCUGACCUUGGCACACUGUCGCUUGGAACAAAACUACCAAAACUACCGAGCAGGCAGCACAACGCUGGAUCCUUUGUUCCAUGCCAUCUUGACCAGUCCAACCUUGGAAAAGGUCAUUGUCUCGGCGACUCGUGUCCAUGCUUUAGGCGGAGCCGUAUCCAAGCAGACACUGCGACAAGUCUUUGCUUCUCAUCAACAAAUGCAACAACCCAUGGCACUCCAAGAAUUGAGACUUCUUCAGUUUGAUUUUGUACCCGACAUUCUCACGGCGCUCUUGGGGACACUCUUGCGACAGCAUGCACAGUUCAAAUCCCUAUUCUUGUCCUCCUGCCAGUGGGAUCGAACCAGUCUCCGUCUAUUGGCGCAAUUUCUUAUACAAUCCUCCGACAAUCUGAAAGAAUUGCAACUGCUGGGAACCGACUUGAACAAUCUGCUGCACGACUCCUCUCUGGUAGAGUGUCAUGUCGAAUUGGCAGACGCACUCGCCUCGUCAUCUCUUUGGACGUUUCUAGUACGGGAACUGUAUCCCUGGAAAAAGAAAAAGAGGAACCAUGAUGAUGAAAAAGAGCUCGAAUUGACUCUUGUGGCACAACAAGCCUAUUUGACAAUGAUACAAACUCACAAUUAUCAUUUGCAAGAGUUUUGCAUGGUCCAACAAUUUGCCCCACAACCACAAGGAUUGAUGGAAUUCUACCUGCGUCUCAAUCGAGCUGGGAGACAUGACGCUGAAAAUAGCGACCACAAGCAGGCAUGGGUGAAUGCCGUUGCCGCCGUCAAUGACAGUGUAGCAUGCAUCUUUUUCUUUCUCAGUCGCAACCCUUCCCUGUGCAAUGAGGCACUACUGGAGUAG